AUUUGAAUUGUAUUGGAUUCAGAUGUUUAAAAAACCGAUGCCAUUCUUUACAACCAUCACUAGAUUGUUCCUUUUCUGGGAGCUUAAAUCUAAUGUAAUUUAUUUCCAUGUAUGCCUAGAAAAAAUGAAUAAGUACAUAAGCAUGUCCCUUUAAAACUAAGUUUGCAGUGUACACUGGAAUGAGGUCAGACAUAAAGCUCCUCAUUGCACACACUGAUUGUUAUUAGAUUUCUUAUUCCGCCAAUGGGCUUGGGUGGGGCGUGGUUUUGACACAAGAAAGGAUAGAGACAGUAGCCGAUUGGCUGUUUCCUUUCGUCAUUAUAUGGCUGGGAAAGGAUAAAGCGGCGUGAGGCGGAACUGUUGUCUGCUAAAACUUGAGACUGCAGAUGGACGGUAGAGCAUAGAAAGGGAGAAAGAGGGUUUUUAUAACCGCUUGGGCUUCCCGCGUGGUGCGAAAGGGGGAAGGCUAUGCAAAAAACAGAGGCAUCGCAGAAGCUUGGGAGAACGACUGGCGACUCGGCGGUGUGCUGAGACAAAAAGCGUAUGAGUUUGGGACUCCUGUGCGACAGGUUCGGCUUUGAAACUUGCAUAUAAGCCGGUGCCUGGGAAUUAAGAGACGCGCACUAGCAAUUGGAAACAUUUUUUUCCUCCUACCCGCGGAACUGAAUCGCACGGCAGGUACCUGACAAGGAAGUUUCUCCCCCCCCCCUUCCCCAUCUGUUAACACUGCAUUAUCUGCUGCAUGCUCUGGUUUUGUUAACCCGACUCGGGACUGGUAGAACUUAUAACUGAAGCGUAUAGGAGUAGUGAAGAAGUGAAGUUUGCAUCAUAGCGAGCUGAAAGCCGAGGGCUGCUCUGCGUCGGAGAGGCGGAGAGACUCCGCUUGCGAUAAAGUGUGCACACUUGUUACUGAACUAUGGUACAGAAGACUAACAGCGCUGAGAACACGGAGGCGGUGUUCGCGGGCGAGUCGAGCGACUCGGGAACCAUGGACCUGGACAUGGCUUCAUCGCCGACUCCUGGUUCCACGGCGUCCACUGGAGAUAAACUGGACCUCGGCUGGUGCAAGACGCCCAGCGGCCACAUCAAGAGGCCGAUGAAUGCCUUUAUGGUGUGGUCGCAGAUCGAGAGGCGGAAAAUCAUGGAGCAGUCCCCGGACAUGCACAACGCCGAGAUCUCUAAGCGCCUGGGCAAGCGCUGGAAGCUCCUUAAAGACAGCGACAAAAUUCCCUUCAUUCGAGAAGCGGAGAGGCUUCGCUUGAAGCACAUGGCAGAUUAUCCCGAUUACAAGUAUCGGCCGAGGAAGAAGGUCAAGUCAAGCAGCUCCAAGUCUGGCGAAAAGGGGGAUAAGGUUAACGGCAGCCCUGGCUCCAAGCCCUCUUUGAAAAAGAGCAGCGGCUCUAAGUCGGGCAAGACGCACAAGAUCGUGCUGGGGAACGGGAAGGCGGCGCUUUCGGAGCCGGUCUCGCACUCGGCGGCGGCGGAUCACCACUCGCUCUACAAAUCAAAGUCUGCCUCGGCUGCCAAGCAGAUCUCCGAGCGGAAAGCCAAGCGGGUCUACAUCUUCGGCGGGGGUAGCCACAGCGUUAGUCCCUCGUCAGUCGCCGUGCCGGCCAGCCCCACUCUGAGUAGCUCCGCCGAAUCCAGUGACCCUCUAAGCCUUUACGAGGACGGAGCGGCGAGCGGCAAGGAGGGACCGGAGUCCCCCGGCGCGUCCAGCGACCACCACCGGUAUACCGGCAUGCGGGCGUCUUCGCCAACCCCCUCCGCUUCCCACUCAUCGUCGUCCUCCCAGUCCUCGUCCUCAGACGAGGAGCUCGAUGACGACCUGCUGGACAUAAACCCUAGUCCCGGUUUCGAUGGCAUGUCGCUGGGAAGUUUCGGCUCGUCGGUCUUGGACAGGGACUUGGACUUCAAUUUCGAGUCGGGCUCCGGCUCCCACUUCGAGUUCCCCGACUACUGCACCCCGGAGGUGAGCGAGAUGAUCUCGGGUGACUGGCUUGAGUCGACCAUCUCCAACCUGGUGUUCACGUAUUGAGCGCGAUCCCGACACGGGGAGGAAGAGUGAAAUAAAUAAAAAAAACCAUGCAUUUGCGAUCCGAAGAUCACCCGAGGGGUGCGUUGCAUACCUCAAAUGUCCUGCUGGAGGAAAGAGGACAGGGUGCGCUGAUUAAAGAUUAUAACGCUUGUGCGAAGGAUCGAGGAGCGGGGUGUCGGAAGGGCCAGAGCUGGAGAGUGUUUUUGCCGGCAGAAGAGGGGGGGCAUCACGCGAGAGCUUUCCCCUAUAGGAGCGACUGGGAUCCUAUUGAAAUAAACACUCGGUCUGAACUGGAAAACUGUGAUUGAUUUGCACGUCGAAUGCGCGGCUCCGGCCCGCUACUUUGUAUCAAUGUUGGACGUUCGGGAACUUUUAUAAUCGCCACGUGAACUUAAGAGGUACAGAAAUAGGCGUCUUAAGCGGUUUCUUUUUUCAUCGUGAUGAAUUUUUGUCCAAGGUGGGUUGACAUUUUAAGAUUUUUUUAAAAAAAAUUAUAGAAAAAAAACGCAUGUUACCCUGUUCUCUUUGCUGAGAUUUCUGUUGACUGUCGGACAGUAAAACUAGUGUUUAGCGUUAUUUAAAUGGCUAGAUGGCGCCACGUUUUUUUCCUAACGAAAUAAGGAAGAAAAAAAUCACCAGCGGUUUUCAUUAACUUCAGGAUCCAAGCGGAACUCAAAUCUGUGCUGAACUUUAUAGUAUACAAUUCAGGACCAAACUUCUUCUAGAGUUGGUUUCUCAGAUCUUAAGUGGGAAGAUUUCUCGCCCAUUUCUCCAUCCUCGUGUAUUUUUUCCCUUGUACAUGUAUUCGGAUGCCAUUUUUAUAUAGAUGUAUUUAUACAGGCCAAACGACAUUUUUCGACUCUUUUUGUUCUCGUACGUCUUGUGUAUUACCCGCUCCGUCUGUCUCAUCCGCCGAAGGGCUAGAGUUUUAACUUUUAAUUUUUUAUAUUUAAAUGUAGACUUUUGACACUUAAAGAGAAGAAACGUUUGAUUAUUUUCUCAGUGUAUUUUUGUACAAAUAUAUAUAAAGGGGGUGUCAAUCGGUGUAUAUCGCUGUUUGGAUUUCCUAAUUUUAACGACCAGGUGGCUGGUUAUCUCAAAAUCAGCUUCCUAUACAUGUUUACAGUUUGAAUCUGCAGGCUCCUUAAAGACACAGUAUCUCACCCCAAUACCCCUGUAAACAUGUGCUUCAACACCAGUAUUUUGAGCAGCCAUUUCUGCGGUUUUUUUAGUAUCUUAAAGAGAUCUCGUAGCUUUAAAUAACAGUUUCUUGGCGUUUUUUAUAACAAAAACUUCAGUUUUAACCACUGGUUGGAAUAUAUAGGCUAUAUAUAUAUAUUCACAACACAAUUACGAUGCCGAUUUGAGUUCGCAAAACUUACGUACUGCGUUUCUCAUAUUUGAAUAUUUAAUCUUUUCUACUUGUCGGCUAAAUAGCCAGUUGUUUUAGUAUCUUAUGGCAUGGUGAAUAGCAUUUGUAUUUCCAAUUCAGGUUUAUAGCUGUUGUGUUUUAAAAGGAAAAAAGAGGAAACGUGAUCAUCUUUGUACAUUUGACUGUAUUAUAAGGAAAGAUUGUGUGUUUAUGUAUGUUGUUGAGCUAUAACGGGACAGGCACUAGAACAGCUAUCCUUAGACACCCUUACCUUUUUAAGGUGGUUGUUCAUGAUUUUUAUAUACCGUUUUAAAAUAACUUUAUUUUCAUUCAUCCUGUGCAAUAUGCUGUGUAGAAUAUUGUUUCGUCUUCUCAUGCCAUAAACACAUUUUCAAGGGGGAAACUCAUGCCAGCUAAUCGUGUCAAGUCACUGCCUGUCAGAUUGUCGAUAUACUUCUGUACAUAAUUUUUUUUCAAUGAGGAAAUAAAAUCAGCUGGAACUGAACCCUACUGCUG
Molecule: messenger RNA, 3926 nt
Organism: Paramormyrops kingsleyae
Lineage: Eukaryota; Metazoa; Chordata; Actinopteri; Osteoglossiformes; Mormyridae
Gene: sox4b
Product: SRY-box transcription factor 4b
Biological process (GO): negative regulation of transcription by RNA polymerase II; neuron differentiation; camera-type eye morphogenesis
Cellular component (GO): nucleus
Molecular function (GO): RNA polymerase II cis-regulatory region sequence-specific DNA binding; DNA-binding transcription activator activity, RNA polymerase II-specific
Source: RefSeq, a predicted model, not a curated record